Molecule: messenger RNA, 1664 nt
Organism: Schistosoma turkestanicum
Lineage: Eukaryota; Metazoa; Platyhelminthes; Trematoda; Strigeidida; Schistosomatidae
Source: the annotation of a GenBank genome assembly
UUUUUGCGUGUGUUCAAUAUUCAAUAAUUCAAUUUGUUCAAUUUUCAAUUUGUUAUUUUUAAUUGUGGAUAGAUAGAUAUUUUUUUAUAAAUUAUGCUCAUUAUUACUUACUUACUUAUUAUCUAUGAUAUGAUUUCAAUUGACUCUGAGUGUGUCUUAUCUCAACGCAGUGUUUUGCGUUGUUGAUCUAAUUUAUCAAAAAUAUCCCAUUAUUUCUGAAGUAAUAGAAGAAGACCGCAAAGCAUUAAAAACGUGUUCCAUUCAGUGUUUUAUGUGCAUCGGUAAUCGUUUAUGCAGCAAAACAUUCAAACCACGUAAAAACAGUUCGGAUAUUAAUCAAACCAACAACAACAACAAUACUACUAAUAAUACUACUAAUAGUAGUAAUAAUAAUAAUAAUACAAGUACUGCUAAUCCAACUACUACUACUACUAAUAAUACUACUGAAAAUCAUCAUCAUCAGCAUCAUCAUCAAUGCAACAUCAAUGAUAAUAAACAUCAACACCAACAAUAUGAUAUGCUACCAGAAACUGCUGCAACAUUAGGCAGUGGAGAUCUAAGAUUGGCAGUACGUUUACCAGAAGGUGAAGAUUUACAUGAAUGGAUUGCAAUUAAUACUGUAGAUUUUUUCAAUCAAAUCAAUAUGCUCUAUGGUACAUUAUUGGAAUUUUGUACUGAUGAUACAUGUCCUAUUAUGUCAGCUGGUCCAAAAUAUGAAUAUCAUUGGGCUGAUGGACAAACGAUUAAAAAACCAUUGAAAUGUUCCGCUCCACAUUAUAUUGAUUGUUUAAUGAUAUGGAUUCAGAAACAAUUAGAAAAUGAAGCAAUAUUUCCAUCGAAAAUUGGUGCUCCAUUUCCUCGUGAUUUUCUCAAUGUUGUCAAAGUGAUAUUGAAACGUUUAUUUCGUGUUUAUGCACAUAUUUAUUAUCAACAUUUUUCGGAAGUGCGUGAUUUACAAGAAGAAGCACAUUUAAAUACAAGUUUUAAACAUUUUAUUUAUUUUGUAUUGGAAUUUAAUUUAGUACAAAAACGUGAACUUGUACCAUUACAACAUUUAAUUGAUUUAUUAACAACCAAUGAUCAAUACAACAAUAAUAAUAAUAAUACUGAUAAUAAUAAUGACGGUUCUACAUCCCAUAAUCAUUCAAUACAUACAACGACUACCACUACUACUGAUAACAAUAUUAGUAGUACAGUGAAUGAUAGUUAAUUUUUUGCCCGCAUACAUAUCUCUCUUUUUAUAUAAUAAUAUAGAUCGAUAAAAUAUUAUUAGAUGAGUGGUGGUGUACUUUUAUUCUUUCGCAAUUAAUCUCAUAGUGAUCAAUGUGAUGAUGAUGAUGAUGAUGAUGAUGAUGAUGAUGACGACGACAAUUUAUAUGCGUAUCCUUGAUUUAUGCCUUCAUUCUUUGUUUUUUUUUUGCCCUAUACACACUGACUUGUUGAUGAGUUUUUAUUUGCUUCGGGGUGGUGGUAUUGUAACUGUACUUUGUUGUUUUUGUUUGACACAUGAAAAUUGUACUAUUCUCGCCUUUUUUUCACCGAAAAAUAUUUUCUCCUGUAUGUAUAAUUUAGAGUAAUAUUUUUUACUUUUUGUUGGUAUACCAAAAAUCAAAGAACACAGUACAUAUAUAAAUAUACAUAUAUAAUAUACAUAAAUGAUAAAU